Mycena citricolor is the source of this 1451-nucleotide messenger RNA. Lineage: Eukaryota; Fungi; Basidiomycota; Agaricomycetes; Agaricales; Mycenaceae. The record is from the annotation of a GenBank genome assembly.
CACGAGUCAUCCUUACCCCCACCACAUCUUAAAAUGUCCACUGCUGAAGAGAUCGCCAAAGCAGCCAAGAUUGCUUUCGAGGAUUCGCAGCUCGUCGCAUCGUCUGAACGCGUGAAUGCCCUGCAUCACAUACGGCGAGCCUUGGAGUCAUGUAAGGCGGAAAUCCUAGCGGCGAACAAGGAGGAUCUGCAGGCUGCUCAAGUCGAAGUAGACGCAGGGCGGAUGACCGAAUCACUGCUGAAGCGCUUAGACCUGAACAAGGGCGACAAAUGGGACUCGAUGCUCGAGGGCGUUUCUCAAGUGCAGACCUGCCGGAUCUACCGGUAUUGUCUCCUACGCCAAGGCGCUGGAUGACGAUCUGGAGGUCUUUCGGGUUCCUGUCCUAUUGGCGUUCUGCUUGUCAUAUUCGAAGCGCGUCCGGAGGUCGUGGUGAACAUCGCGGCUCUGGCAAUCAAGUCCGGCAAUGCUGCCAUUCUCAAGGGCGGAAAAGAAUCGAAUCGAACCACACAACUCCUCGCACAAGCGAUCGCAACGGGACUGUCUCAAUCGUCUCUCCCCAGCACUAUGUGCAGACCAUCCAGACCCGGGCAGAGGUCUCAUCGCUUCUCUCGUUGGACCAAUACAUUGACUUGUCAUACCACGAGGAAGCAAUGCUCUCGUGCGGAACAUCCAAAACAACACGCGAAUCCCAGUGAUGGGACAUGCUGACGGCCUGUGCCAUGUGUAUUUGGAUGAAUCGGCGGAUGCAGAAAAAGCUGCUCGUGUGGUCGUCGACUCGAAGAUCGACUACCCGUCUGCCUGCAACGCAGUUGAGACGCUCAUGUACACAAAUCUCUGUUGCGAACUGUAUGGCCAGUGGUGGCUCGUGCGUUACUCGAAGUCAACGUCCGAAUGCUCUGCGAUUCCGCGACUCUCGAGGUGGUUCAGAAUCUGUCCCCAGCACCGCCGAACUUGACAACCCACAUCUCGCCCUCUACCCCCGAAUCUACUCCACUGAGCAUCUGACGCUCACGCUCUCCGUCGUCACAGUCACUCCCUGUCUGAGGCUGUCCGAUUCAUCAACUCCCACUCCUCGCACCACACCGAUUCCAUCGUCACGGAAAACGAGCAGGCCGGAGCUGUAUUCUGCCGGGGCGUCGACAGCGCUGGCACUUUCGUCAAUGCGAGCACUCGAUUUGCUGACGGAUUUCGAUUCGGGUUUGGGACGGAAGUGGGCAUUAGUACUGGGCGCAUCCAUGCUCGAGGGCCAGUGGGCCUUGAGGGUCUUGUGAUCUACAAGUACAUGCUUCGGAGUACUGGAGGCAAGGGUCACGUCGUCAGUGACUUUGCAGUUGGAGGGAAGCGAUUCACACAUUCAAAAUACCGCUGCGACACCUGCCUCUCUGUCUCAAUGAUCUAUACGUAUAUACUGUAUACGAUACUUUUCUAAGAGCAGUUGAUCUGCUCGCUCA